This is a messenger RNA of Fonsecaea erecta, 864 nucleotides long. RefSeq lists its product as hypothetical. NCBI's taxonomy places the organism in Eukaryota, Fungi, Ascomycota, Eurotiomycetes, Chaetothyriales, Herpotrichiellaceae. Gene Ontology annotation, molecular function: protein binding. The transcript is spliced from 2 exons. Bases 1 to 864 code for a protein of 287 amino acids. The record is from RefSeq and is a predicted model, not a curated record.
AUGGGGCAUGUCUCCGGUCGCAUCGAUCCAUUGGUCUCCGAGACACCCAUAAAACCCGCCUUGCGCACCAAUGCGACCCCCAAUCCGCCGAAUACACUUGAUCGCAUCCAUUCCACGUACCGACACCGAUCGCCUCAAGCUGAGAUGCACCGAGAAAACAUAGGCGACAUCUCUGCGAAGAAGUUUGCGGAGUUGCUAUCCGGCCCAUUGCUGGACGUCUUUGUCGGGCCCGAGGGCCGCCGUUGGUCCUUGCAUCAAAAUCUCCUCGUCCACCAUGCGCGCUUCUUCGACGAGUCCUACACAGUCAACGGAGAGCAUAAGCGCAUCGAGGAUGGCAAACUGGAACUCCGCGAUCAAGACCCCACCGCAUUCGAACUACUUGUGAAGUGGCUGUACCAGGGCAAGAUCGACGACGUCUCGUGGAUGCCCAAGGAUGUCAAAUGGGACUAUGCGUUCACCUGUCAAAAACUCUACCUCUUGUGCGACACCAUCGGGCUGCAAGAACUCAAAAACCAAGCCAUCGACCAAUUCCGGCGAGGAUGCCAUGAAGCGGGUCUCGUUCCUGGUCCGGAAGAGAUGAAACCCAUCUAUGAGAAGACCGCUCCGGACUCUCCCUUCCGCAAACUCGUGAGUAAGAUUGCUGCGCGACAGAUCAUGGACCCCAGCUCGGAGAAAGACGCGACCAGUUAUAGAGAGUGCUUCGCCAUCAGCCCAGACUUUGCGGUCGACGUGAUCAAUGCGAUCAAGGAGGGAAGUGGCGGGUUAUUGUUUGACGAUCCAACCGAGGGUAACGGAUGUCGGUAUCAUGAGCACGAGGACGGUGAGAGCUGCCACAAGACGGUCAAAUUUAAGGAUAUGUCCUGA